Tribolium castaneum (red flour beetle) is the source of this 3555-nucleotide messenger RNA. RefSeq lists its product as uncharacterized. The coding region runs from base 99 to 3326 and encodes 1075 amino acids. Gene Ontology annotation, biological process: extracellular matrix organization; cell adhesion. Lineage: Eukaryota; Metazoa; Arthropoda; Insecta; Coleoptera; Tenebrionidae. Gene Ontology annotation, cellular component: extracellular matrix. The record is from RefSeq and is a predicted model, not a curated record. The transcript has 6 exons. Gene Ontology annotation, molecular function: cell adhesion molecule binding.
GGGAGUCAUCUAAAAGAAACUUGCUUUGAUGGUGGAACACCAGUCUGUGUUCUUCAUCACAUGUGGUGUUGGUGCCGGUACUCGGCGGUGUUGUCAAGAUGAAGAACUACUUCACAUGUUAUGUUCUCCUGGUUCUGUGCACAAGAGCAGCGUUUGCGCAGUUUAUUGGACAACAAUCACAAUUUCCAAACAUUGAUCAAAGAAAUCAGCUGUCACCGACGCAACAAGGUCACAUACUGAGCGAUAUUCAGCAACAUCAACACAGGUUUAAUGUGUUUCCUCAAACGCAACACUUUCCUCCUCAACAGUUCGGUUCACCACAGCCUGCAGCUGUGCAACCACAGGUGUUCAACCAACAACCUGUUUUCGCUCAACCAACACAAUUUCCAGUCUUGUUGAACCAAAAUCAACAACUUUUGCAAAACCCCGUUUUGGUUCAACCUCAAUUCCAAGCGGCUUUACCAACACCAACAGUGCAACAACCAGUUCCCGUUGUCUCAACAAUACAGUCAAUUGUACCAACUUUACAACCUGAAGUCAACACUAGGAUUCUUCAACAUCACACUCAAACCAGCUUCACUCCUAAUUUUUCGCAACAGCAGCCACAGCCGCAACAGCAACAGCCACAACAACCACCACCACAACAGCAACAAUCCCAAGAAACAAUUAUACGAAGCCCAACAACAAACAAUGUACCACAAAAUCAAUAUAAUGCGUUCACCCCAAGGCCCACAGUUGACCCAAUUGUGGCAAUUGAACAACAAAUUCGCCAGUUAGAUCCCGAAAAACACAAACAAAGAAUAAAAGAGUUGAGGGAAAAGCAGAGCAUUAUAGAGAAACACAAUCAGUUUGUGGAAAAACAGUACGAGAAAGCUUUGAAGAAAGCACAAAGCGAUCACCAACAAUGGGUGGAGGAACAAAAAGAAAUCAAAAAGAAACUUUACCAAAGUGUAUAUAAACCACCAGGUAAUGCACAAGUGGUCAGAUACACUCAAUCAAUCCCUCGGUAUAUCUACCCUGAAGAAGGCCCGCUCUUUAAAUUAGCAGUGGAACAAUACUACAAAGAACACCCCACAACUACAACCACCACAACAACAACUACAACAACAGAAGCUCCAACAACCACGUCAAAAAAAUUUCUCGCAACUAAAAAAUCCGGUGGCUCGUUUCUACCAACCGCACUUCCGACGUCUGAAACCAAAAUCAAAACAAUCCAAACCCUAGAAGACUUAAAUCUUCUUCAAAAACAGUACAAAUCGCAACAGAUCGCCAAAGACGACUUGUUGGCCCAACUUCGUCUAGCCAUAGGAAACAGUCCCGAAGACGAAAUCACCAAAAAUCUUUCCUCCAGAGAAAUCUCCCUCGCCAAUGGCAAAAAAGUUCAACUGAUCGAAGCUACUGACCCAAAAUUGAUCCCGGAAGGGAAGGGAGAAGAAAUCACAUUACCCAACGGCGAAAAAGUCCAAGUGUUUCAAGCAAACAACCCCUCCCCAAAACCCGAAGAAAUAACUCUACCAAACGGCCAAAAGGUCCAAGUGAUCAAAACACGAGACCCCAAACUACUAGCAAGUGCCUCAUCCUCGUCCACUGUUAAAACACAAGAAAUCACUUUGCCCAAUGGACAGAAAGUCGAAGUGAUCAAAACCACGGAUCCUAAACUAGUACCUGGGGCAACUCCUCUAGAACCCGGAAGCGACUUGGAAAAACUAGUCUUGGCCCAAACUACGACAACCAAACCACCGACAGCGGUUUUCGACGAGUUAACAAAAGGGGUACUACCUCCUGGUGCCAACUUUGAGCUUUUGAAAACCGGCGCCAGCGGCGGUUUGGAGCAAGUCGGAGGCUUACCCAACCAGAAAAAAGUCACUUUCGUACUGUUAGAGGAACAAGAAGACGGCACGCUCAAAGUUCAAGGGGUCAAAGGCAGCGGAAAAGACAAACCGGAAGUCGACGUCGACUCGAUUUUGAAACGAAUCAAAAACGGCGAAAUCAAACUACCCCAAAACGCCAAACCUACCCCAACCACGCAAACUAAAUUUCAAUCAACGACCCCCAAAAAAGACCUAGUUACUGGUGUGACCGUUGUCCCAAAUUCCUUCGCCAGUGGCGAAGAUGUUUCCAAUGUUCCCAUUUUAAAAACCAACAUUGGGACACACUUUGUGGCCACGUCGACGCCUUCGAGUACCAUUUACACGAAAAUUUUCCCUAGUAGUACUACCAGAAGUACGACCACGUCAAGUCCCACUCAUAAAGUGACCCGAAAUCCGCAUAUUCUGAACCAAGGGAAUGACCUAGUGAGGCAAGCCUCGACGACAUCGUCGGGAAAUCGCAACAGUAUAAUAUACCAAACUACCCCCAAGCCCACAAGCCCGAGUUAUUCCUCCACUUCGGUGAAAAUCUUCCAAAGUGUGUCUCCCACCGUUCCGACAACACCCUUCUACCCCGCACCCACCGAAGCCAAACCCCCACAACUAGAACUCCCGGAAGUCCUCAAAAAGAACGGCUUGUUCGCCAUGGCUAAGUUUCUCCGCCAGUCAGGUCUAGACACCAUCCUGAACGAAACCGGGCCUUACACAAUCUUCGUCCCGACUGACAAAGCCUUCAGGACCCUUCUAGUCCAGCUGGGAGGACCCGAAAAAGCCGAGGAGAAAUUCAAGGACAAUCCGCGCCUCCUCAGCGGGCUGCUUUUGCACCACGUGAUCCCCGGUGCCUUCACCAUAGGCUCCCUGCAGGACGAAAUGACCGGCGUGUCUCUGGCCGGCACCCAACUAAGGGUCAACCAGUACAACAUGCACGACGUCGAGUGGAACGACGUUAAGGUUACCACAAUUAACGGGGCUAAGGUACUCGAUGAGAAACAAGACAUUGAGAUACCGCAGGGUAUAGCACAUGCCGUUGAUAGAGUGAUGUUCCCGCUGCCUGUGGGCGACAUUGUCCAAACGCUCCAGUCGGACCGCGAAAGGAGAUUCACCAGUUUCCUGAGGGCGUUGUUCUCUUCCGGACUUGCCGAAACGUUGCAAGGCACGAAAACCUUCACGUUGUUCGCCCCAACGGACAAAGCUUUCGCCAGUCUGUCCAGCGAGGACCUCACCAAGAUCAUCGCGGACAGAGCCCUGGCCAGAGAGCUGAUCUUCCGGCACCUGAUCCCGGGUACUUUGUACACCAACGGGAUGAGGUACUACCAGAUCAAGGACAGUCUCCUAACCGACCGCCAGCUCACCAUUAGCAAGCAGUCAGGCAAAGUGAAAGUGAACAAUGUCCCCUUGGCCACCCAAAACAUCCCCGCCACGAACGGGGUGAUCCACGCCGUCGACGCACUCUUGUAAUUAGUAAGUUAUUACGUAUUUAUUUCAUUGUCAUUAUUGUAUCAUUCCCACGAGCCAUCCCAUUGUUGUAUUGUUUUAUGUACUAUUUUAAAAUUGUUUGAAAAAAGAAAGAAAAAGGCUGAAAUGUUCGUCACAACAAUGCCAACUCUUAAAUUAUGAAAAAAUGUAAUUAACCUUAGUUGUAAGUGAUCAUGUAAUAUACUAUUUUAAAUAAAGAAAACACAAGUUA